UACAACAACUAUGAACAACCAAGAGCUCUUCCGCCUUUUCAAGGACUCAAAGCUCGCACAGGUGGCUAAACCGUUGUCCAAGGUGUUAAGAGGGAACCAAUCUGGGCCCACUCAUCAGAUUAUUUACACUCCUAAAUCCAGUGCCAUCAGAUCCAACUUUGGUAUCAAGACCGCAUUGCCCAAGCAAAUUGGAUUUUCUCAUAUAGUUUACAAUGAUAUCGACAAUGCCACAAGCAUGCCAGAUGUCGAAAAGUACUCGGGAAGCUUCUACAACAGAAUCAAGUUUCAAGAAAUGAACAUUCCUGUAAGAACAGAGCACAAUACCAAUCCUUUAUUUAAAUCUGAACAAACCCUUACACCAAAGAAAGCCAAAGAUGUCAACAGCUCUAAUGAAGAUUCAGUUUCAUUUGGCUUGAACCUCAAAUCAAGUACUCCCAACAAAGCGGUGAAAAAGUUGUUGAAGAAAAAUUCCCAAUUUUAUAACCAAUAUAAGGAGUUCAUGUUGAAAAACUAUCCAGACAAAUUGGUAUCCAACGGAGCUAGAAAUGAACACAAAUUAGUACAUGAGUUUCUUAACACAUCCCAAGAUUUCAAGAAAGCCAAAAGUGGUCUUUUGAGCCAAAAAUCAAACAGAAUCCAAGGUACUGGUGGAUUUUCAUACCUUCAAAAGGGAAGAUUGACUAAUACUCCAAACGGUAUCAAAUACGCAGCUAUGGCCCCAGGAAGAAUCAUUGAUUCUAGAGAUGCAGCUAUAGGUGGUUUCAUUGCCUCCAUAAAUGAUAACAAUUCUUUACAAAGAAACUACACCAAGAACUUUCCAGGAAAGCACCAAAGACAAUUUGUUAUUCCAUUCCAAGUGACAGAUGCAGAAGUAUCCAACUCCGGUAAAGUGAGAUUGGAAGCCAAUGGAGUGCAAAGUGGUCCUUGGUCCAGUGGUUUGGGAGAAAACUCAUCUCUUUACAAACCAACUAACAAUAACGUAAGAGGAGCCAGUGAGAGAAUGGCCACUGACAUGAAACAGUUUUCAGCUUUGUUAAGUGUUCUUGAACAACCAGCCAAAGCCUAAUACUAACCCUCCUUGUGUAUAAUUAGUUUUUCAUCUCUACCAUGUAUAUACCAUAUAUAAAAAUCAAAUAUUAUUUUACAGUAUUUUUACAACUUUCUCUUUUUUGCAGCAUUAGCAUUGGCGGUAGAGAAUCCUGUCAUUUUCUUUUCUUCGUUAGAGAUUUCAACUCUAAUGUUUUCAGCCAAUGCUUCAUCUAGUUUACC
Yamadazyma tenuis ATCC 10573 is the source of this 1269-nucleotide messenger RNA. It is a transcript of the gene MRP51, whose product is annotated as mitochondrial 37S ribosomal protein bS1m. Gene Ontology annotation, cellular component: mitochondrial small ribosomal subunit. Gene Ontology annotation, biological process: mitochondrial translational initiation. Lineage: Eukaryota; Fungi; Ascomycota; Pichiomycetes; Serinales; Debaryomycetaceae. The record is from RefSeq and is a predicted model, not a curated record. Gene Ontology annotation, molecular function: structural constituent of ribosome.